CGUUUUAAAAUAACAAUAAUUAAUUAAUGAUGAGAUAUAUAAAUAUAAAUAAUAAUAAUAAGGCAGGCAAGCGAGCAACGCCAACAACGCCCGGCGGAAAAGAAUAAUAAAAAUAUAGGUUGAAAGAAAAGGAGAAGGAAAAAAAGUUGGUAUAAAAGGUGGGGGGGCUUUUCCAUUGGAGGAGAUUCGGCGGAUGGUUGGAAAGGGCGGUUGAGCAAAAGCCGCCGCGAGCCAUGACCACUGCAUCCUCCCCCUGCUGCUGCUGCUGCUGCUGCUGCUGCUGCGACCUCUCUCCUUCUCCUUCUUCUUCUUCUUAGAUUCCGCCUCGAGCAGUCUAGCUUGCGUUUCGAAUUCGAAGCCCCUUUCUCUCUUUUUCUCUCUGUAUGGCGUCGGGAUUCCCGGGACGCGAUUCUCGCGGAAGCUACGCGGGGUUCGGGGGCGGAUCGGCCGUUCAAAUCCCGUUCCAGGGCCGAUCGGACGGCGGAGGGGGAGGGGGAGGGGCAGGGGUUUUGAAGCGGACGCUGUCGGAGAUGGAGCGGCGGCAGCAGCAGAUGGCGCUGCAGCAGGCGCUCUUCCUGCGCUCCGUGAAGCAGAAGAUCCACAUGGCUUCGCCGCUCUCGUCCGACCUCGGGAGUCUCACCUCCCCCUCCUCGAUUUCUUCCGGAUGCCUAGUUCAGGGCGGUCCGCAGAGGGGUUGGCAUCCGGCCGCGUUGGAGUCCGAUCGUAACCCUAAGGCGGCGACCGAGUCCGCGAUGCGGAACCAGCUCCACGAGCUCGAGCGGCGGCUGCUCGGCGACGACGAGGAGGAGUUAGAGGAGGCCACCGCGUCGGGCUCCGCCGUGACCGGCUCCGAGUGGGGCGAAACGAUGCGGCAGCUCAUCUCGAUCUCGGCCGCCCCUUCGCCUUCGUCGUUGCCGCCGCCGCCGCCGCCGAUGGCGAAUCAGAGCAACCCCCUUUCCCCCUCCCCCUCCCCCUCCAACUCCUCCUCCUCCAACUCCACGGCCUCCUCCACCGCUUCGUGCUCCACGCCUCCCCCCUCCAACCCCUCGCGGCAGCUCCUCUCCGACGCGGCCGCCGCCGUGGCCGAGGGCAACCUCGCCGCCGCCGCCGCGAGCCUCGCGGCGGUGCGGCGCGCGGCGAGCCCGCGCGGCGAUGCGGAGCAGCGGCUCGCCGCGAUGAUGGCCGCGGCGCUCGCGUCGCGCCUGGACCCGCCGGCGCCCUCCGGCGCCCACCCGGCCGCGGAUCUCUUCGCGGCGGAGCACCGCUUCGCGACGCAGCUGCUCCACGACGCCUCCCCCUGCUUCAAGCUCGGCCUCGCGGUCGCCAACCUCGCCAUCCUCGAGGCCGCCCGCGGCCACCCGAAGCUCCACGUCGUCGACUUCGACGUCGGCAGCGGCGCGCAGCACGCCGAGCUGAUC
Messenger RNA from Ananas comosus (pineapple), 1418 nucleotides. RefSeq names its product scarecrow-like protein 8. Gene Ontology annotation, cellular component: nucleus. Gene Ontology annotation, biological process: regulation of DNA-templated transcription. Lineage: Eukaryota; Viridiplantae; Streptophyta; Magnoliopsida; Poales; Bromeliaceae. Gene Ontology annotation, molecular function: DNA-binding transcription factor activity; sequence-specific DNA binding. The record is from RefSeq and is a predicted model, not a curated record.